ACCAGCUCUGCAAUCGUAUCGACUGUAAUGACUCAGCGGCAGCGAACGGGAGAGAACAACUGAGCGGCCUGACACCAGAGGAACUAGGACGGGGACAUCAGCGUAGACACCAUGAAAAUCUGCACAAGAAACCCAGCCGUCGCACUGCUCGUCGUGGUACUGGCACUUGCCGUCACCGCCCGCCCCGCCGUGCUUGGGCCGCGAGCCAGCGACCGCCUGCUGCAGGAGGUCCUUCACCGCCGAGCAGGCGAGACGACGGACAGUGCGGACGCAACGGCCUCGGCGCCGCAGUCCGGGCAGGGGCCGAGCCCGCCGAGCCCCGCGACCAGGACGCCGACGUGGGACCCACAGACCUUACCCCCGACGAGGGCUGCGCCGACCUCGGCUGGGCCGACGCGGGCUGGGCCGACGUGGGCUGUGCCCACGUGGGGGCUUCGUCCGGACGGAGGUCCUGGUAGCGGCGGCGGCAGUUCGAGGUGGGACUGGGACGACGACAACGACAACUCGUGGGACAUGGGCGACCGUGCUUUCAUCGCCGUGGUGGCCGUGCUGGUCGGUAUGCUCCUGAUGGGCGUCCCCGCCUACCUGGCGUGCGUCAGGGCCGCGGAGGCGAGCGGAAUGCAGGUCCAGUCGCAGCCGCGACCAGUUGCCGUGAGCACGGCCAGUAGCCUCAGCCACACCGUCCCCGCGGACCGAACACGGCCGAGCAGCCCAGCGAGAGUCCACUCUACGACGCGAAGCCCAGUCAGCCUGAUGAACUCGUCUGCGGCAGCGUGACACACCAGUUUAACGAAUCAGAAUAAAGUCAUCAGCACCUGAAGCUGAGAGCGAUGCUCUGUUUCGUGCAUGUAACAUGCAGUUAUUGGAAGAAGCGUCUACUAGCGCCUCCACUUGACACGAUAACGGGGCAGAAGUCCUUAGACGUUAAAAAGGUAUAGAGUGUCACUCACGAAGUCAACAUCAACACGCGUCAAGGAGCGCAGGACGGCAAAAGACAACUGUUUCAAGAGGAUGUAGGACUUUUGCACAUUCGUCGCGAUAAGCCCGCUAUCUCAACAGAUUUAAGACUGAGAAGACAUGAGAGCUUUACUCUAGCAUGAGCAACAAAAAUGACGGCAGUCGGGUAAGCUGUAAGGACCCAGCUACAGCAAACGAGCAGUUGUGCAGUAUCAACAGGUGAAGUACUCGAAUCAAGUGAUUACAAAGUUCUGCGACACCGUCAAAGGUCACGUACGAUCACAGAAAAUCCAAGUGCGCAAAAGAAGAGCGCUUCACUACACAAGGGCAGACACAAGGGCAAAAGUUGUGCGAAGUUGCUCGUUAACAGAGUUUUCAAACGCAAAUUAAAAUAUGUUUAACAUGCCAAGUUUGUGUUUCGAGUAUACGUAAACGCGAUGACACCACGAUCCUCAUCGCAGAUAGAUUUGUCAAUAAAUUGCAAAUUUAAUUUCCACACA
Frankliniella occidentalis (western flower thrips) is the source of this 1457-nucleotide messenger RNA. RefSeq lists its product as uncharacterized. The record is from RefSeq and is a predicted model, not a curated record. Bases 112 to 777 code for a protein of 221 amino acids. NCBI's taxonomy places the organism in Eukaryota, Metazoa, Arthropoda, Insecta, Thysanoptera, Thripidae. The transcript has 2 exons.